Messenger RNA from Thrips palmi, 2056 nucleotides. RefSeq lists its product as uncharacterized. NCBI's taxonomy places the organism in Eukaryota, Metazoa, Arthropoda, Insecta, Thysanoptera, Thripidae. The record is from RefSeq and is a predicted model, not a curated record. The transcript is spliced from 5 exons. Bases 77 to 1387 code for a protein of 436 amino acids.
ACGCGAGCGGUGUUUCGGGCCGUAGUGUGUGUCAGUGUAGUGCAGUGACCAGUGCGCCAAGUGCAUCAGUUCCACCAUGGUGUGCGUCCGCGUCCUGGUGGUGCUCGUCGGCGUGCUGGCCCUAGGCGCCGCGGCCGAGGAGGCCAAGCCGGUCAAGCCGGCCGACAGUGGAAGGGACUGGUGGGAGGCGGGCAUCAUGGUGGUGCAGCGCUCGCUGCAGGAGUGCGAGGCCGCCCGCGACGUGUCCUCGUGCCUCAAGAUCAAGGCCGUCCGCGCCGUGGACCGCGCCCUGCACACAGACGCCCUGCCGCUGUUCGGCGGCGUGGUCCUGGUGCGCCGCGACGACGUGGAGGCGCGGUCGUCGCGCGCCCUGCCCUCCGUGCCGCGGGACGCGCCCCGCCGCGCCGCCCAGCUCGACGACCUGCUCGCCGGCCGCGUGGCCAGGUUCCUGGAGACGCGGUCGCUGCAGAUGUCCCUGCCCAAGCUAGCUGACGGCGUGGACCAGGCAUUCGAGGGUCGGUACUCGGACGAGCAGCCCAUGACGAGCGAGAGCGAAGGCAGAGGUCGCGGCAAGCUGAAGAAGAUCGCCGGUCCCGCCAUCCUUAUCAUGGUCAUGGCCGCCUACAAGCUGGCCAUGAUGAUGGCCGGCGUGGCCAUGCUGUCCGGCAAGGCCCUCAUCGUGUCCAAGGUGGCCCUGACGCUGGCCGGCGUCGCCGUCCUCAAGAAGCUGCUGUCCCACCACGACCACGAGAAGACCACCGUGGAGAUCGUCAAGUCCCCGCAGGUACGCAGGGUGUCGCACUCGCACUCGUACUCCUCGCACCACGACCACGACGACCACGGCUACCACGACAAGUCCUGGAACGUGGGGCCCAUGGUGGGCGGCUACAGCCACCGCAGCAUGGUUGACGACGCGCAGGACACGGCCCCCACCAGCCCCUACCUGAUGCCCCAGGACGUGGCGAGCAAGCGCGACUACCGCAGCGCCGUGCCGGUCAACUACGUGACGGGCCGCGGCGUGGAGACACUGUCCAUCCGCAGCCACGACCCGCUGCGCAUCGUGGUGGCGGACAACGGCGAGGAGGACAUCCGCGUGCACCACCGGCAGCGCGGCCUGGACCUGCCCCUGCUGCCCGGCCCCGCCGCGCCGCUGCCCCCGCUCGGCCUCUCCUCCGUCGAGGAGCCCAUCGACUACUCGCAGUUCGGCGAGGCGGACCGGGGGGCGUGGCGGGGACUUGGCUCCGCGCUCAUGGCCGCCAGCGAGAGGUCACUGCGAUCGGCACCGAGCUCAGAGCAGCAAGAGAGGACCUUGGACGGUUCAGUGAACGAGGAGACGAGUAAUUACCAGCCCCGGUCGCUCGACUCGUACCCAGCAGUAGCAGCUUAACGCGUGUGUUCUUAAUUUAUUAAUUGUAGGUUAGAAAGAGAGAAUUGUAUAAAGACUUUGCGUAAAUGUGGGGCGUUUGAACAAAAAUGCUCACGAGGGGAACUGUGGCCGAGUCCAGUUUCGGUUGGAAAAGCAUUUCUGCUCAGACUUCCCAAAGUUUUUCAGUCAACCUAUUAUGUAAUGAUGCCAUGUAAAUAGCCAGUAGGAUAGUCUUUGAAUAAUCGAGGCAAAACUUGCCCGUUAUCCCGCACCUAUUUAAUUUAUGUGUACGUAUUUAUUAUUUAUUUAUUUAUUUAUUUAUUUUCAAAAUUGUUGUGAAUAAAUGUUUAGAGAAAACAAUAUCUCAUAGAGUUAAGCAGUACUGUAGUAUUCCUCACCAAUACUUUCCACCUCACAGUAAAGUAGAAAGAAAUUUACUUAACACUGUUUGAGUAUUUUCGUUUUAUCUGAAGCUUUAAUAUGUUGAACGAAGAACACACUAACUUACAGUGGCUCCUAGCACUACACUUUGCACCCUGUCGCCAACGAUUUGCAAUUAGAUUUUAAUGUUACUCUCCUGUGUCUAGUUGGACGCGAAGGGUGCUGCUGGCUCAAGCGUUUCUAGAAGCUCAUUUUGUAGUGUACGAUGUGUAAAACAAAUGAAAUAAAUCAUCAAUCACAGUUUUAUUA